UAUCACGCUCCUGUAUGCUCAUUCAGACCCUAAUUAUUUUUAUUUUCUCUCUGUUUUUUGCUUCAAUUUUCACACAUUUGCAAAACACACUUCUCUCGUCUCUCCUCUCCCGCCGCAAACUGUCGUAACAGUUGGAGUUUUUAUGGGGUCGAUAAAGAGGAAAUCUUUAGAAGACCCGACAGAGGAAUCUGCACCUCACCCAAAACAACAGAGGGAAAAUGGUUUUGCGGGUGUUGAUGAGCCUGUGGCGUGCUUGCACGAUGUGUCGUAUCCUGAGGGUUUUGUUCAUCGUAGUUCUGAUAAGGCUGUAGCUCAAGAAGAGUCGAAGCCUGCAAAGGAGUUUCCCUUUACACUUGAUCCGUUUCAGUCGGAGGCUAUCAAGUGCCUUAACAUUGGGGAAUCUGUCAUGGUAUCUGCUCACACAUCAGCAGGGAAAACUGUAGUAGCGUUAUAUGCAAUUGCUAUGUCAUUAAAGAACAAGCAGCGUGUGAUAUAUACUUCUCCAAUCAAAGCACUUAGCAAUCAGAAGUACAGAGAAUUUAAAGAAGAAUUUUCAGAUGUUGGCUUGAUGACGGGAGAUGUUACAAUUGAGCCCAAUGCUUCUUGUUUGGUUAUGACAACAGAAGUUUGGCGUAGUAUGCAGUACAAUGCAUCAGAUCUUGUAAAAGAGGUAGCAUGGAUUAUAUUUGAUGAGGUACAUUACAUGCGUGAUCGAGAAAGAGGCGUUGUAUGGGAAGAGAGCAUUGUUUUGGCACCAAAAAAGUCUCGAUUCGUUUUCCUAUCAGCUACAGUUCCCAAUGCAAAGGAGUUUGCUGAUUGGGUUGCAAAGGUACACCAGCAACCAUGCCAUAUUGUUUACACUGAUUAUCGCCCAACGCCUCUUCAACAUUAUAUUUUCCCUUCCGGUGGUGAUGGUCUGUACUUGGUAGUGGAUGAGAAGGGAAAAUUUCGUGAGGAUAGCUUUCAGAAGGGUUUGAACGCUCUUGUUCCGUCUAGUGAAGGUGCUAAGAAAAAUGAGGCUGGAAAAUGGCAGAAGGGUGUGGUGGCCGGUAGAGCAGGUGAAGAAAGUGACAUAUUCAAGAUGGUCAAGAUGAUUAUUCAGCGUCAGUAUGAUCCUGUGAUAGUUUUUAGUUUCAGCAAAAGGGAAUGUGAAUUGCUUGCCAUGCAGAUGGCAAAAUUGGAUAUGAAUGGUGAUGAUGAGAAGGUGAACAUUGAAACUAUAUUCUGGAGUGCUAUGGACAUGUUAUCAGAUGAUGACAAAAAACUACCUCAGGUAUCAAAUAUGCUACCCAUCUUAAAGCGUGGAAUAGGUGUGCAUCAUUCUGGUUUGCUUCCCAUCCUCAAAGAAGUGAUUGAGAUACUGUUUCAGGAAGGACUCAUCAAGUGUUUGUUUGCCACAGAGACAUUCAGCAUAGGGUUGAACAUGCCUGCAAAAACUGUGGUCUUCUCAAAUGUCCGCAAAUUUGAUGGUGAAAAAUUUAGGUGGAUUACUGGUGGAGAGUAUAUACAGAUGAGUGGCCGAGCUGGUCGUAGAGGAAUUGAUGAGCGAGGGAUUUGUAUUCUGAUGGUUGAUGAGAAGCUGGAGCCUUCCACUGCCAAAAUGAUGCUUAAAGGAAGUGCUGAUUGUUUAAACAGUGCCUUCCAUUUAAGUUACAACAUGCUGUUGAAUCAAAUAAGACACAAAGAUAGUGAGCCUGAAAAUCUACUUCGUAACUCAUUUUAUCAAUUUCAAGCUGACCGCGCUAUACCAGAUCUCGAGAAACAAGCAAAGCACCUUAAGGAGGAGAAGGAUUCAAUGAUAAUUGAAGAGGAGGAUAGCUUAGACAAUUAUUACUCUCUGCUUCAGCAAUAUAAAAGCUUGAAGAAAGAUGUUCGUGAUAUUAUCUGCUCUCCUAGGUACUGUUUACCUUUCUUGCAGCCUGGCAGGCUUGUUUGCAUAAAUUGCUCCGGUGAUGAGAAUUCACCAGCUUUCUCAACUGAUGACCUGACUACAUGGGGAGUAGUAAUCAAUUUUGAAAGGGUGAAAGGACUCUCUGAAGAUGAUGCAAAUAAAAAACCAGAAGAUGCGGACUAUACCGUAGACAUUCUUACAAGAUGUGCGGUAACCAGAGAUGAAGUUUCAAAGAAGACAAUGAAGAUUAUUCCAUUAAAAGAGUCUGGAGAACCUGUUGUAGUUUCACUUCCUCUAUCUCAAAUCUAUAGCUUGAGCAGUGUUCGACUUGUAAUCGCAAAGGAUCUUAUACCAUUGCAAAAUCGAGAAAACACAUUAAAGAAGGUUUCCGAGGUCUUAUCUAGGUUUUCCAAAGAAGGAAUGCCUCUAUUGGAUCCGGAAGAAGACAUGAAGGUCCAAAGUAGCUCGUACAGAAAAUCAGUUCGAAGAAUAGAAGCUUUGGAAAACUUGUUCGAUAAGCAUGAAAUUGCAAAGUCUCCGCUUAUUGAGCAGAAACUUAAAGUAUUACACAAAAAGAAAGAGCUGACUGCGAGAAUUAAACAGUUAAAGCGAGCUGUGCGUAACUCCUCAGUAUUGGCUUUUAAAGAUGAACUUAAAGCAAGAAAAAGGGUCCUUCGUAGACUUGGAUAUGUCACAGAUGAUGAUGUUGUGAACGUGAAAGGACAGGUUGCUUGUAAUAUCAGUAGUGCUGAUGAAUUGACUUUGACAGAGCUUAUGUUUAAUGGGGUUCUAAAGGACCUAAAGGUAGAAGAGAUGAUUUCCCUUCUCUCUUGUUUUGUGUGGCAAGAGAAGCUUAAGGAUGCUCCGAAGCCCAGGGAUGAACUUCAGUUACUCUUUACUCAGUUACAAGAUACAGCUCAAAGGGUUGCCAAAGUUCAAUUUGAGUGCAAGGUACAAAUUGAUGUGGAAAAUUUUGCAAAUUCAUUUCGACCUGAUAUCAUGGAAGCAGUGUAUGCUUGGGCAAAAGGUUCAAAAUUCUAUGAGAUUAUGGAAAUCUCACAGGUUUUUGAAGGCAGUCUAAUCAGGGCUAUUAGAAGAUUGGAGGAAGUCCUUCAGCAGUUGAUAUUGGCUGCAAAGUCUGUAGGGGAGACCGAGUUCGAACAAAAAUUAGAGGAUGCUGUUUCUAAAAUUAAGAGGGAUAUAGUUUUUGCAGCAUCUCUGUACUUGUAGUUUCAACAAAUAUAUAUCUUUUUUUUCUUGAUAUCAUGAAAAUAUCCAGGCAGAUGGUGAUUUACAGAUAUAGUAACUGAAGACAUGUUGCUGCAUUUAGAGGAACCGUGGCUGGAGAUCAGCCCAACUUUGUGACCUGAAAACCCCUGCACAGUCUAAGGUUCUUAUGAGAAUUGUUAAUAGCGGGGUAAUACUGUUUAUGAUUUAUAUGGCAGUCCUCAAGAAAGGUCCACAUCUAGCAAGAGGGAAAGAGAGGGGGGUUAACAACCUACAUAUUUUUUGAGUUAUUUAGAGGAUCAUUACGAUUAGUGGGAUCGUUACUAUUACCAUACCUUUUUUGUGCUAAUUAUAUAUUUGAUGUGGCUUUAGACUUGUGUUGGCAUUUUUAAGUAAACCCUCACUUUUACAUCUACGGAAGCUUUAAUUUGUGCAA
Molecule: messenger RNA, 3554 nt
Organism: Daucus carota subsp. sativus
Lineage: Eukaryota; Viridiplantae; Streptophyta; Magnoliopsida; Apiales; Apiaceae
Product: DExH-box ATP-dependent RNA helicase DExH9
Exons: 15
Coding region: 143-3121 (992 amino acids)
Biological process (GO): maturation of 5.8S rRNA; RNA catabolic process
Cellular component (GO): nucleus
Molecular function (GO): ATP binding; RNA binding; RNA helicase activity
Source: RefSeq, a predicted model, not a curated record